Molecule: messenger RNA, 1193 nt
Organism: Mytilus californianus (California mussel)
Lineage: Eukaryota; Metazoa; Mollusca; Bivalvia; Mytilida; Mytilidae
Product: U3 small nucleolar ribonucleoprotein protein IMP4-like
Exons: 9
Coding region: 101-988 (295 amino acids)
Biological process (GO): rRNA processing
Cellular component (GO): nucleolus; small-subunit processome; Mpp10 complex
Molecular function (GO): rRNA primary transcript binding; snoRNA binding
Source: RefSeq, a predicted model, not a curated record
UCUGUUUACUUCCGUUUGGUCAACACGUGUGUUUUUGUAUUGACAUAUUCGUAUAUAUCGUACUAAGAAGAAAGAAAUGUAGAAAAAUAAGAAAGUCAAAAUGUUAAGAAGACAAGCUAGACUUAGAAGAGAGUAUAUAUACAGAAAAUCUAUCGAAGAUAGAGAGAGAACCAUUCUAGAGAAAAAACAAAAAUUAAAGAAUGCUUUAGAUGACAACAAACAGAUACCAACUGAUCUGCAAAAUGAUGCUGUUGACCUUCAGAAGACCUUGGAUUGGGAUGAUAAAGGGGCUGAUGGUCUGACCACUCACAUUGAUGAUGAAUAUAAAUGGGCUGGAGUAGAAGAUCCUAAAAUCAUGGUCACAACAUCCAGAGAUCCAAGUUCUAAACUAAAACAGUUUGCAAAGGAGAUGAAGUUGAUCUUCCCUAACAGUCAAAGAAUAAACAGAGGAAACUAUGAAAUAAAACAGAUUAUAGAAGCUUGUCGAGCCAAUGAUGUCACAGAUCUUGUAAUAUUACAUGAACAUAGAGGGGUACCAGAUGGUUUAGUAGUGUGUCAUUUGCCAUAUGGACCCACAGCAUAUUUUACAUUAUCCAAUGUUAUUAUGAGACAUGACAUUCCUGACGUAGGGACUAUGUCAGAGGCUUAUCCACACCUUAUAUUUAAUAAAUUUACCACAAGACUUGGUAGAAGGGUGAUGAACAUUUUAAAGUAUUUAUUCCCAGUACCAAAAGAAGAGAGCAAAAGAGUAAUGACAUUUGCUAAUGAAGAUGACUUUAUAUCAUAUAGGCAUCAUGUUUACAAGAAAAGUGAAGAAGGUAAAGACAUUGAAUUAAGUGAAGUUGGUCCAAGAUUUGAAAUGCAGUUAUACCAGAUUAUAUUAGGUACGAUAGAUACUAAAGAUUCUGCUGAUGUAGAAUGGGUGUACAGACCAUACAUGAAUACAGCCAAGAAAAGGAAAUUUUUAGCUGAAACAGAGGAUGAGUGAAAUAGAAGAUAAACUUCUGCAGACUUCGUUAUGGAAUUCUACAGUAAUAAUGGAUAUGAUGGCAGCAGAAAAAUAUCUUAAGCUUGUAUUUGGACAUUUGAGAAUAUUUUUAGAAGGGAAAUAUUGAUAAUGAAAAUCGAUCCAUGUUACAAGACAUUGAUGUGCAAUAAUCAAUUCACUACAUUAAAGAUUUCAGAAAAACCCA